AUGCGAAACGACUAUGCAGAUUUAAAGAAAGAAGCAGAAAAACCAGCAGAAGAUAAAAUGAACAUGUUAGAAUUUCUGAACAAAAACUAUCCAACUGCUGACGAUUUCCUUCUAUCUGACGUCAAGAAGAAGUAUAAAGAAACUUUCGGUAUCGUUAAAACUUUUGACAUACUGACAGAAGAAAUAGAAGCUACGAAAUUGUUUAGAGUCAUGAACCAUCGCAACAUAUACCAUGUAAAACGCUUGUAA
This is a messenger RNA of Trichomonas vaginalis G3, 249 nucleotides long. RefSeq names its product organellar and viral DNA polymerase type B. The coding region runs from base 1 to 249 and encodes 82 amino acids. The record is from RefSeq and is a predicted model, not a curated record. NCBI's taxonomy places the organism in Eukaryota, Parabasalia, Trichomonadida, Trichomonadidae. The transcript has a single exon.